GUAGGAUGUAAAGUUUCCCCACGUCUUUAAAUCCAUGUCAGAAAAGCGGCCUUAAUCCUUAGAGCUAUUUUCACUAUUUCUUAGGCAAUGGCCCCCAGUCGUUCCUAGCUCCACCAUCACUUGCUAAAGCUCUAGCUGGAUCAGUAUGGUCGCCUGCAGCAAGAAUUCCCUGGGAUAAAUCAAAAUCAGUGCCUUAUGCUGCUCUCGCAUAUGGACCUCUCUGGGAAGCAUCAUUAAGGAAUGCGCCGGGAAUGGGACCAAGUCAUGGACCAACACUUGGCAGUCCUUUACCGGUAAUAUUGCUAUUUUGUGGUGACCUAGCCUGUACACAUGUAAUACAGGAUGUGCACAGGCUAGUGGUGAUCAAGAACAAGGCUUAACAUCUGUUUAGAUCUAAACAGCUUGCAUGUAAACAUUUAAGCAGAACAUUACAUUAUCAUCGCUUACAACUAAGGAUGAAAAGUCGUAUAUCAUACAUUGUCCACUCUCUCAUAAAACAUUCGUGUUUGUCAAAAGCAUUUUGUUGUAAUCUGAGCAGGUAAUCACUUUUUGAAGUUUCAUAUAUAUGAGAAUAUGAAACAAAUAUAGAGAAUAAACCCUGUUUUAUCUGCAUCUAAUUGUUCAUAGUAAAUACGUACUACGUAGCCUUUCUACGAAACAUUGAGUCCUGAAGGAGAUCAGCAUACUAUCGUUUGCGUCUAAGGAAAGUCUAAAUGAGAAAUUAUUCACCACAAGACGUUCCCUCGUAAAGUUUUCUUUAUAUAAUUUUGACCCCAGAAAAGGCUACUAGUAGUUACUUAGCUUAUUGGUAGAGCAAAAAAGCAUUUAGUAUACAAAUUUUCUUCGUGAAUUAAAAAUCUAUUCCAUUUUAGGUGCAUGGACAUCGAGGUUACCCACUAGUGGUGAUGCCUCACGGGCCAGAUCACUCAGCGAAUGUAUUCAUGAACCUAGGACAGAACCAUGGUUGGAUGGGUAUGCCAGCAAUCAGACCUAAUGCUCAUGGACCUAUUCAUGCACCAAAUAUCUUUACAGAUUUCCAUACAUUGAGAAACACCUUUGAUGUUUUAUAUCCAGGCAUUCACGCACAUGGUUACGCACCAAUAGACUGGAAACUGAAUGCCAUGAUACCACAUGGACCACGACUGGUGCCAGGACCUUCAUUUGUGACUCAGCAAAACACAGUAUCAUACCAUCCUCCGCACCACAUGAUUGCUACUUCAACAGGUAUGCCUCAUGUCAAUGUAAUGCCUCAUGGUGCAUUUGCAACAAGUGGUUCAGGUCACAUGAGCAUGACUGGUCAUAGUGGGUUUGGUUUCCCAAUGAGUGGAGAAAUGCAUGGUAACUUUAUGUCUCAUGGUGGUUUUAUGCCUCAUGGUGGCUUGAUGUCGCAAAGUGGUUUCAUGCCUCAUGGUGGCUUUAUGUCUCAUGGUGGCUUCAUGCCUCAUGGCGGUUUUAUGUCGUAUGGUCAUGGAAUGCCUCAAAAUGACGUCAUGUUACAUGAUGAGCCUCAAAAUGAUGGAAUGCCUCACAAUGACGUCAUUCCCCAAAAUGACAUCAUGCCUCAAAAUGACGUAAUGCCACAAAAUGACGUCAUGCGACAGUUUGCAAAUAAUAUUGAACAUAAUGUACCUUCAAAUAUUAUACAAGGUUCAGAAGACCUUCUACAUCACGGAGAUAUUGCCACACCUGCUAACCCAAGCGAUGAAAGUUCUGACCCCAGUACAAAGAAAGAUACAUCUGAAGAUUCACCAAUGAAUGAUGACGUUACAGGUGAUAAUAUAAAAGGUGAAGAUGGGAAAAGCGAUGACAAAACAAACUCGUACAUGUCAUUUGCACAUGGUGACGGAUUUUCCCAUGGAGGAUUUUCUCAUGGGUUUGGGCAUGGUGAUGGGUUCUCUCAUGGGUUUGGUCAUGGUGAUGGGUUCUCUCAUGGGUUUGGUCAUGGUGAUGGGUUCUCUCAUGGGUUUGGGUAUGGUGGUGGGUUCUCUCAUGGGUUUGGGUAUGGUGGUGGUUUUGCACAUGGCAAUGGAUUUGGUCAUGGUCCAAUUAUUCAUGGUUCUGAAGACUUUCUACACCAUGGUGAUCUAGCUUACCCUACUCAUUUUGACUCUGGCGCUUUUCACCUUCAUGAACCACCAAGCCCAUUGUUACACCCUACUGGCCACCAUGGUGACAUUGCAUACCCCACGCACUUCGACUCCGGGGCGUACCACCUUCACGAACCCGGGGACCCCCUGCUUCUCCCACCUCAUCACCCAUUUGGUGCACUCCCAGAUCCUGGGUUUAUAGACUCUCGCUUUGUAGCACCAACAACCAACCAGAAUCAUCAACUUUUGGUCGAGCAUGGACCAUACAUUACUCCUGGUCAUAUAGACGCACCAAUGGUACCAGUACACUUGAGUGAUCUACCACCAUUAUUUCCAACCAAACCUCAUCAUGGUCAUCCAUUUCUACCCCCUGGUCACAUUGAUUCAAAAUAUGUACCAAGAUACAUCGGUGAUCACCCACCUCUUAUCCCUGAGGGUAGAAAUGGUGGUCCCUACCUUGCACCAGGACAUAUUGAUCCAAGUAUGGUACCACGGUAUGCAAAUGAUAAACCCCCUCUUAUUCCUGACACGUUUGUGCAUGGUUCUGCAUUAUUGCCCCCUGGGCAUAUAGACAGUUCCAUGGUUCCAAGGUACGAGGGUGAUAGAGUACCUAUAUUCCCCACACAUGGUGGGCAUCUCUUACCCCCAGGACAUAUAGACACGCCUUUAGUUCACUACCAUACUCAUGAUACCCCACCUAUAAUGCCACCAUUACACCAUAUUGGUGGAGGACUUAUCCCCCCAGGUCAUAUAGACUCGUCAAUGAUGCCACAUGAUGACAGAGAUAGACCUCCUCUAAUGAAUGGACUAAUCCACUCAGGGUUAGGGCUACCCCCUGGCCAUAUUGACCCACCAGCAGUUUUCCAUCAUGGUAACGAAGGAUUGGCAAGCUUUCCAUUCGCAGGUGGUCAUGGUCCAGGGCAUUUCUGGGGUAUGGGACAUGGUCCAGGAUGGGUACACGGUUAUGGCCAUGGCCCAGGAUUUGGACACGGACUUGGGCCCCUGGGAUUUAGUCCAAUGGGGAUCCUACCUCAUUACCCUCACCAUCAUAUGCUACCACACCCACCACACUUUCAUUUACCCCCAAUUAUUCCCGUGAUGAUACACAAUACCCCGAAACCUAAACCCCCGCCACCCAAGCAACCUCCACCACCACCACCACCACCCGUGCCCCCUGCCCCUCCUCCCAUACCCCCACCCCCUGGUAAUCUGCCAGUUCCACCUGCUGUGCCACCAAAGUUGCAAAGACCAAGUCCAGGUAAAUAAUUUAUACGAGACUAUUCACGCAAACGGAAUUCGUACGGUUAAUGUAGCUGUGUUCGAAUUCAUCGGAUUUCGAUGUAAAUCGAGGCUUAUAGUAAAGCGAGACUUGCCAUUUCAUGAAGAAUCAUGGUGUCAGAUGAGAGGAUGACCACGCCCUUAAGACCCGGUCAAACGGGAUGAGAGUUGACAGUCACGUAUUAGAUUAACAAAAUGAAGUUUUUAUAAGUAUUCCAACUAUGUUUUAACUUAAAUAGAAUACAUGACAGUGUUGGGAAAGCAUUAAGAACAGCCUUUGAUCCAGGCUGUUGUAGACUCCCAAAGCUGUCAAAACUGCCGUGGUUUUACGUUUAAACUACCUGAGAAUGAUUAAACUUCAAGUUUCGAGCAUGGUUUCUUCGUCACGAGGUUACGUAGUGGUUACUAACCUUCACUCAAAAUUCCGAAGUGUUUUUCAGGUAGUUCAGACACACACCACGCAGUUUGAUACAUAAAUGAUGAAAAAAACACAAACUGGUAAUUGUUUGUCUUACCAUCAGUAUUUCUUGUGCGUUCUGUCUAGGUCUGGCUUACGGUUCUCCAGCUCCUAAUCUUCCAUUUCGUAAGUAAUGUUCCGCACUUCCUAAAACUUAAUACAAUAAGCCAAGAUUAAAUCAUUUGCCAGAGAAAAAAUCUAAAUGGAUACACCUAGAUAUUUAGAGAUGGUCUUUACUGGACCUCUAGGAAGAACAGUUUAGAACUGAUAGAGCUAUCCAGUAUAAAUAAAGUUGAAGUAAAACUGGAUCAACAAAGACUUUCCUUUACUGGACCCCCAAGAGAUCUAUCCGGUAUAAAUAGAGAUGAACCUGUAGGGAGAACAGUUUAAAACUGAUAGAGCUAUCCAGAUUAAAUAAAUGAUAGUUUAAUUUAGGUUUCCUCCUGUAGUAACAAUGGAUCAAUAAGUGAUAAUCCUUACUGAAGUCUAUAGAAACAACAGUUUAAAACUGAUAGAGGCAUAGAGUUAUAAACAAGGUAGAUAACGCUGGUCAACAAAUGUUUGGACACUUUCUAGGCGCAGUCUCACGACCGCCGCUGGCAGUGGUGGGAAAAGCAAAGAAAACUAAAGUGUCGGGAACAAAGAAACGCAACUCAAUAAAGAAAAGCGAAUUUGAGAAGAGACAAAAGAACACGAAUACGGAACAACAAACCCUACGUACAAACAAUGUGACAACAGGAAAAAAGCGUUUUUCAGUGAAGUUUUACAAGACUCAGAAUGGAUAUAAUAAAAAAGAAACAGAAAGCCAAGACAAGAAUGGUUAUAAAAAAGAAACAGAGAGCCAAGAAAACGCAAAAAGAAGACACAUCCUGCAUACAACUAAAGGCAAAAUGAGAACGGCAAGGAAACGCAAUUUAUUGAAGUUAAAUACACAUCACAAAAACAAGAAUCAAACUAAAGAUAAAACAAAGAUUAGUAACCUUUCAAAAAGAACAAUGGCAUUGCCUAACAUGAGAUAUAGAACUAAAUUUAUACCGUUACACCGUGACAAACAUGUUCAGUCCUAUAAAGAAGCGAACUUUAGGUAUCGUAAACAAAAACACAAGGAUAAGGACUGAGUAGCUGGUUUUUCCUAUGACUUUGGCGUAUCCGUAACUCGUCAUCAAAAUGCUGACGCCAUGGCCCCCCUGGACGUCGGCCAUUUUGAAUAUUAUCAGGGGGGUGAAUGCUUCUCAUAAGCGCACUGGCUAGGACCAUGGUGUCAGCAUUUUGAUGACGAAUCAUGGCGUGGCAGCGGUUACGCUUUUUUUGGCUGAGUCGACCUUCUGUGCGUCUUUAUUCUGUGGUAUUGCUAUACUGUGGUAGUGACGCGUUGCUUCAGAUGUCAUUGAUGAACAUUGUACGUUCAUCAGUUUUUUUAUAUGUUAAAUUUGUCAAAUGUUUGCACUAAAGAAUUACUCUUUAAAUGAAACGAUUGUUUAUCUCGGCUAACAUGAGAAAAUAAAAUCUUCAAAAACACAAUUUCUUACUAAAACAUUCUUCACGCAAGAAUGAGCAAACAUCAGGUUGUGAGCAGGUACAUUAAACACAACUCAUUUUAACUUCAAAAUGUGAAAAAGAUAUAUCAUGUAAAUAAUCCUAGUUCAAACUACGGUAGUGG
Molecule: messenger RNA, 5482 nt
Organism: Paramuricea clavata
Lineage: Eukaryota; Metazoa; Cnidaria; Anthozoa; Malacalcyonacea; Plexauridae
Source: the annotation of a GenBank genome assembly